AUGGGUACAAAGAGCCCAGACUAUUCCCGCUUCUCGCAAAGCAUCAACGUCCCCUUCACAGCAUGGAGUCCAGACCACAACAUGGCCAUUACGGUCACCGUCACGAACAAGUCCACAAACCAGAGUUCUGAUGUUGACAAUGUGUGUCUAGACACGGGCUCCGCGAUCUUCGCCCUCAGCAAGAGAUUUGUUCCUGAUUUUCCGACGGGGCCAGAACUCGACCAACUUCCAGACGGCAAGGUCGCCUACACGUCUGACACUGUGUGGAAGGGGAAAUGGUUCCCACUCAGAAUCUCGUUUGAGGGGGAAAACAAAGUCCAGAUAGUAUCGGAAAUUGAGGCCCUGGUCGUCACCGACGAAAGCUAUCAGAACACCCACUACAUGGGUAUUGGGUUUGGGAUAUACAACGAGGUCGAAGUACACAACGAUCCCGGAAACAACCCCAUGCUCGCGGUGAAGCAAUACAACGGCGAGCCCAUCGAUACCCGGACCUUCCGGCGCGGUUACAUCCUGCACAAGCGGAGCGUUGAGAUCGGACUCACCGCAGAAAAUACCAAGGACUUCAAAUACAUGGCACUGACGAGAUCCCUGCCAAACGACGCCACCAGGAAACCCGAAUGGUUCUGCAACAGACCUAGCUGCGCGAUCCGGAUCAAAGGCAUCGCCGACGACUGGCACAGCGGCGCCGCGCUGAUCGACACGGGCGUCUGGUUCAUGGACAUCAACAUCCCGGGGUACCAAGGACCCAAAGAGAUGACGGCCGGAGUUGACGUCGACAUACGGUUCCCGGACCAAGACAGCGACCUACCGGGAUACAGCUUCAAGUGGUCGGGCGUCUGGGGAGACGGGAAUCCCCAAUCGAUCACGGUGAAGCCUCCCUACGACAAAAGCGAGACCAAGGCGUUCGUCAACACCUCGCAGUCCCUCUACGACCGGCUGGUCACGCUCUACGAUCCAGAAGGAGCCGUCUUCGGCACCCGGGGCUGGACGGAACUGGAGACGACCGAGGACGCGAGGCUGUCUGAGUUGGAACGGCAGAAGAAGGCUGCGAAGGUGGCUGAGGAGGCCAAGCAGAAGGCAGAAGAAGAAAAAGAAGAAGAAGCGCAAUAG
Exophiala spinifera is the source of this 1110-nucleotide messenger RNA. RefSeq lists its product as uncharacterized. The coding region runs from base 1 to 1110 and encodes 369 amino acids. The record is from RefSeq and is a predicted model, not a curated record. The transcript has a single exon. NCBI's taxonomy places the organism in Eukaryota, Fungi, Ascomycota, Eurotiomycetes, Chaetothyriales, Herpotrichiellaceae.